AUAUCUCAUGCAGUAGCUUAUCGAAGGGCUUGUUCUCCCACAACGGCUUCAGUCUUCAGUUCUACUUCUAAACAACGAGCCACUCCCCAAAAGUCACACCCUCUCUAAUGGCGUCUCAGAGCAGAAAAGGAGGAAAAAAUCGCAGCGGCCAGGAAGGUGUGCUUGCUAGGGUUACGAACACAAUAUCUCAAUCAUCCAUCGUCCAGCAAGGAAAACUAGUGGCGUCUGAUGCAGCUUUCGUAACGAAGAAGCUUCUGAAGAGCACUGGGAAAGCAGCUUGGAUUGCAGGAACGACGUUUCUGAUCCUGGUGGUUCCUCUCAUCAUUGAGAUGGAUCGAGAGCAGCAGAUGAAUGAGCUCGAGAUGCAGCAGGCAAGCUUGCUCGGUACCCCACCUGUGGCGCCUCAGAAAUGAUGAAUAAUAGCAGGUGCUCAGGUUAGAGAUUUUUCCUUGUUCUCCCUUUCGGUAGGGGUUUGUUUUCCAUUUCGUGUUUCAAGGGUUUAGUUCAGGUUCCUGUGCUGGGAUGGUUAGGCUUUGGGGUUUUACGGGUUUUUGAUGUUCCUGUAAUUUGAUAUAAUGCAAGGUGUUGGCCCUAUUUUAGGGUUUUUGUUUUCCGGGUUAAAGUGGAUGUAACACCUUUACUUUUCAUGUUAAAUCGAUUUAGUGAUUGCUUUAGCUGCUA
This is a messenger RNA of Nelumbo nucifera (sacred lotus), 681 nucleotides long. NCBI's taxonomy places the organism in Eukaryota, Viridiplantae, Streptophyta, Magnoliopsida, Proteales, Nelumbonaceae. The record is from RefSeq and is a predicted model, not a curated record.